This is a messenger RNA of Tigriopus californicus, 4329 nucleotides long. RefSeq names its product mucin-5AC-like. Lineage: Eukaryota; Metazoa; Arthropoda; Copepoda; Harpacticoida; Harpacticidae. The record is from RefSeq and is a predicted model, not a curated record. The transcript is spliced from 11 exons. The coding region runs from base 370 to 3609 and encodes 1079 amino acids.
ACCUCAAUGUGUCACCGUGAACGAGCAGGUAAGAACGACUGCGAGAAAUGCUCUCAAAGGUGCAUGAUCACCGUCCUUUUAAGUUAUGAUGAUGCUGGUUGUAAUCAUCCUUGGGCGAGUUAAAAGCUCAUUAAAAUCCGGGUUUUUUUGCCCUUCCAGAAAUGUGAGAUUCGCUACGAGACCGUGUUUGAACAACAAUGUUCCACCGUGAAUGAGCAGCAAUGUUCAACCGUGAACGAGCAGCAAUGCACCACAGUCAACGAACAACAAUGUACCACUGUUAAUGAGCAACAGUGUAAUACCGUCACAGAGACCGUCUUUGAGCAGCAAUGCAACACGGUCCAGGAGCCCAAAUGCGAAAUUCAAUAUAUGACCAAAUAUGAACAGCAGUGCUCAACCGUUAACGAACAGGUCUGCAAUUCCGUCAACGAACAGCAAUGUAACACAGUGAACGAACAGGUCUGUGAGUCCACUGUCCAAACGAUCAAUGAGCCGCAGUGCCAGACGGUCAACGAACAACAGUGCAAUACCGUCAAUGAACAGCAAUGCUCUCAAGUGAACGAGCCGCAAUGCACGACGGUCAAUCAACAGCAAUGCUCCACUGUGAAUGAGCAACAAUGUACCACCGUGAAUGAGCAGCAGUGUUCCCAAACUUUCGAGCAGGAAUGCACAACCGUCAACGAGGAGCAAUGUCAAACAGUUCAAGAGCAACAAUGUGCCACCGUGACCGAACAAGAGUGUGAAACCACAUUCGAAGAAGAAUGUACCGAAGAGCUGGAGGAGGAAUGUACCACCACCAACGAUCAAGUGUGCGAGCAAACCUUCGAAACAGAGUGUUCCAAUCUAAAUGAGGAAGAAUGUUACACCAAGUAUGAGGAAAAAUGUGAGACCGUUUACAAGGAGAGGUGUUCGACGGAGUACGAGCAGAAAUGUACCACAGACUACGUGAACGAAUGCCAAGACGCUUAUGGAGGUGGACAAUCCGAAUAUGGAGAAGAAGGAGGCAAGGAUUGCCAAUCCGUACCCAAAGAAAACUGCCGACAAGUGGCCGUGCCAAAUUGUCGACAAAUUGCAGAUGAACAAUGUCGACAAGCCCCUACCCGCGAAUGCGGCCGCGUUCCACGUGAGCAAUGUAAACAAGUGCCAAGAUACAACUGCAAACAGGUUCCCCGUGAGGAGUGCAACCAAGUACCCAAACAAAAUUGUAAGCAAGUGCCCAAGCAGGAAUGUAAGCCAGUGGCCCGGGAACAAUGUCAGAAUGUGCCCAGACAACAAUGCCAGACGGUUCCCCAACAAUCGUGUCGUCAAGUGCCCAAACAAAACUGCCAAUCCGUUCCCCGACAACAGUGUCAAAACGUGCCCAGACAGCAAUGUCAGAGCGUGCCUCAACAACAGUGCCAAAAUGUGCCUCGUCAACAAUGCCAACAAGUUCCCCGCCAACAAUGUCAACAGGUUCCUCGUCAAAUCUGUAACAAUGUUCCACGACAAGUACCCCGUCAACAAUGCCGAAGCGUGCCAAGACAGCAGUGUCAAAAUGUUCCCAGGCAGCAAUGUCAACAGGUUCCCAAACAACAAUGCCAGAGCGUUCCAAUGAGAGUGGAGGUGCAAAAUUGCAACAAUAUUCCGAGACAACAAUGUAAUCAGGUCCCUCGUCAGGUCCCCAAACAGCAAUGCCAAAAUGUUCCCAGGCAGCAGUGCUCGAAUGUUCCCCGCCAACAAUGCUCCACCGUUCCCCGUCAACAAUGCCAAAAUGUUCCACGACAACAAUGUCAAAACAUUCCCAAGCAGCAGGAGAAACAAGAGUGCAGAAGCAUUCCAAGGGAACAAUGUAAUAAUCAACCUCGCCAGGAAUGCUCAAAUGUUCCCAAGGAAAAUUGCGGCGAACCAAUUUGCCAACCCGUUUAUUGGUGCAAACAAUGCUCCGGAGGCAACAGUGGAUCAGCUGUUUCUAGUGGAAACUCGUAUUCUUCGCCCUCAUCUAACUCUUUUGGUUCUGGAUCCUCUGUUUCUAGUGGAAAUUCCUAUUCUUCGCCCUCAUCUAACUCCUUUGCUUCUGGAUCCUCAGUUUCCAGCGGAAACGCCUACUCUUCUCCCUCAUCUAACUCUCUUGGUUCUGGCUCAGGAUUUUCCGUUUCGAAUGGAGCUUCUGUGUCAGCCAGCGGGUCUUAUUCAGGCGCAUCGGGAUCCUCGUUCUCGCAAAAUUCCAACACGGGCGCUUCUUCUUUCUCAAACUCCGGGUCAUCAGGCAACGCCUCCCCCGCUCAAGAUUCUUAUGGCAUUCCUCAAGGCAACCCAGUCUCUUCCAACUCGGGAACGUCGGGCAGUUUCAGUACUUCUAGUGGAUCCAAUUUUAACGCGGGUUUAAGUUCUGCUAAUAACAACUACAAUGCUGGAUCGGUCUCUUCCGGCUCAUCCUCCUCUACCGGCGCCUCAUCCGCCCCAGACUCUUACGGUGUUCCCCAAGGGAACCCAGUGUCCUCCAAUACUGGAUCUUCCUCUUCAAGCUUAGGCGCCUCUAGUGGAGCAGUCCUCAGUGGUGGAGCGACUUCAGUCAACAACAAUUACAAUGCUGGAUCAGGCACUUCAAGUUCAUCCGCAGGAUCCUCUUCCGCGCCAGACUCUUACGGUGUCCCUCAAAGUAACCCGGUGGCAAGCAGUGGAUCAUCGUCUUUUGGCGCCUCGUCUUCCACUUCGAACUCCGUCUCAGCUAGCAACAACAACUACAACAACAACAACAACAAUGGAGCUUCAUCAUCUGGCACAGGUAGUUCAAGUUCCAGUUCCAGUGCAUCAGCUCCUGACUCGUAUGGGAUUCCUCAAGAUGCACCCAUCAGUGGCAUCAACCCCAGAAACAACGUGAAUGCUCAAAGCUCUGGGGCAAUCUCGGCCAAUGUGGGCCCCUCGGCAAGAGCCCCAGCCUCUCCCGUCAGUUUGCCUUCUAAUGCGUCCCCUGCCUCUGAUUCCUACGGCGCAGCUCAAUCCUUGCCUAUUAACACGGGAUCCUCGUCCUCCUCGUCCUCUUCGUCCUCCUCUUCGUCGUCGUCAAGCUCCUCGUCAAAUCAAGCAGUGUCCGCUCCUGAUUCUUACGGAGUCGCUGGUGAAGAGCCCCUCUCAGAUGGCUACAGAUUUGAGCGGGCUUCAUCUCUCUAUGGGGAUAAAUCCAACAGCCUUGAGGGCUCAGAUACUGUUUCCGCCAAGUCGACAGGGUCUAACGUAGACUUGCCCAAAGUAAAGAAUGGAGGUUCCGUGACCCCGUCUUUAGUUAUUGACAUCAGUCCCGAAGAUUUGCUGGAUCGUGAUGCAGUAGCCAAGGCCGCCGCCGUUCGAUUCUUGGCCGAGGCCGAAGCGAUUGCCGCCAAUGUCGAGGAUGAGAUUGAAUAUUACGAGAGUCAGGAGAACUACGACGACAAUGACCAAAAGGAGACCGACGAAGAAGUCACCUCUCAGGACCGAAAGUCCGGUAGUUCGAGAGCCAUUCAAGACGAGUUCGAUUAUGUCACACUUCAAGACGACCUUUUUUCGACCUCCGUUACCACUGAAGCUUCCUGGACCAGUUCCAGUUUUGAGGAGGCAUUGACAGACGCCCCCAGGCAAAACGAUUUAUUUUAAAUGGUGUGGUGUCUCCGUCAGUCUCCUGUGGAGACACUGUCUUCUCAAUCAUCCCAAAAACGCAAACGCUACUCUACUUCGAUGAAACCGAUAUGAGUUGUCUACUAUCAAUGCCAUACAUUUGCGACUUUGCAAAAACUCCUAAAACUAACACACUCUAGAAAUUUUGAAGAAUUCAAUACCACUCAUACUCUCGCCAUUGUUGUCUCAAACAGAGUUUCCAUCAAAAAAUGAUGGGCUAAUGGGGAAUCAAACUUUAUUUGUUGGAAGGUUGUUGGAAAAAUAUGAUUCAUUCCAUGUUCCUCUUUUCGGUUCUUACCUCAAUUCACCAAGUUACCCCUCAAGUUUGACAAAGUGCCGGACAAAACUCGUAAGCGAACAGAUUUGAACAAAAUUGAAGUGUUGUUUCGCUCUUACGUACGUAGUUGAAAAAUCACUUUCCUAUACUCUAGUCAAAACCAUCGACAGAACGGAAAAAAGUAUGUACAAUGGCUGGCUUCAAAACGAUAAAAUAUUGUUUCUUUUUCUUGUCAAAGUCGUUUUCUAAGCCUAAUGAAUGAAAAGUAUGCUCAAAUCUUCUGUUUCCCCGACCUCCUCCAUUUUGAGUUCAACGUACGAAUCUCGUUGCUCUUGAACCAAAAUGAGAGCAAUUUAUUUAUGUAAAUAUUGUUGAUUUUGACAACUGUUAUUAGUGUGAACAAAAUAAAUUGUUGAAAAACA